ACUUGCCAGAUUGCAGGCGAGGCGGGGGAUUGUGAACAGAGCGAAAAACCUGGAGAUACGCUGCGGAGUAUUCGGAACUGUCCAUAUUGAAUUGGAAGGAAAAACUUCCUCCUCAAUUACGUUUCAAAUCCCUAAAGAGACACCGUUGGGUUUGUCAAGCCAAGCAGUUCCCUGGUCAGACAUGAAGAGCCCUCCAGGCCUGGAUCGCUGAGCAGCUGAGGUCGGCCUUAAAAAUACUUGCCCUGACAGCCAUGGCUGAUAGAGAUGGGCUUCCCAUUGCCCCAGGACAAGUCUACGUUGAAGUGGAAUAUGACUAUGAAUACAAGGCAAAAGACAAGAUAGUCACUAUACGGCAGGGAGAGUGUUAUAUGUUAGUGAAGAAAACCAAUGAGGAUUGGUGGCAGGUGAAGAAGGACGAGGGCACAAAGGCUUUCUACGUGCCAGCCCAGUAUGUCAGAGAGGUUCGGCGGGCCUUGAUGCCUCCCCAGAAGCCCACUUUGAAAGCCAAGCCUUCUGUUCUGGAUAUUUGCAUGACAUCAAAUGAGAACCUCAACCGACCGCAGCCUGAAAUGUCCAGCUUUGGGCGUCCGUCACCCUCCUCCACGCCAUCACCUUCCUCAGACCGUGUGACGCCGCCAGCUCUGCCUAAGGAUGCUAACCAGAAUUUGGGAAGUCCGCAUCAUUGCAAGGUUGUGGCCGAACUAGUGCUUCUUCACAACAAUAACAAUCAUCAUCUUGCCAACAAUUCAACUCUGCCACGGACCCGAGCUGACUCGCCUCCACUCAAAGAGGAGAACAACCACAACAGAAGUCCAGACAGUGACAAGACUUCCCCACAAUGUGACCUAACAGGAAAUGGGCUCAGCAAGCUCCACAAUGACUCGGAGUCAGGCGAUGAGCUUAGUAGCAGUUCAACUGAACACAUGCAGACUACAUCACCUACGGGUCAGGGCAGGUCAGACUCACCGGUUUACACUAACCUCCAGGAGCUCAAGAUCUCUCAGUCGAGUUUACCGCCUGUCCCCUCUGGCUCACCACUGCAUAUCCACGGAGAUUGGGAGACCCACAAAGACUUGAGCGGCAGGCAUUUCUAUUAUAACAGAGCCACGGGGGAGCGUACAUGGAAACCUCCACGCACACGGGACACUAGCGGCAGCACCAGCAGCUUCCGAGGAGAAAUCCAAGGCACGGCAGAGAGUGAGCUGCUUUCAUCUGAGGAAAACUGCCACAGCACCCAUUCAAGCCAGUCUGACAGCCAGUACGGUUCACCCCCUAGAGGCUGGUCUGAGGAGCUUGAUGAACAUGGACACACCCUUUAUGUCUCAGAAUACACACAAGAGAAGUGGAUAAAGCACGUUGAUGAGCAAGGAAGACCCUACUACUACAAUGCUGACGGAUCCAGGUCGGAAUGGGAAUUACCCAAGUACAACAUUUCCCCUCAAUCUGGUGAGGUCCCCAAGAGUCGGAGCCUGGAGAGGAAGCAGCCGGACCCCAUCAUACUCACCAAGUGGAGACACAGCACAUAUGUUCUUGACCUCAAUGAUAAGGAGUGUGCUCCGGUGCCCAAGCAGAGCUCUCCUGACUCUGACUCCUGCCCAUCAUCUCCUAAGCAUCCCUCAACUCCAUCAGAGAAGUGCGGGGUCCUAAAUGUUACCAAAAUCACAGAGAAUGGGAAAAAAGUCAGGAAGAACUGGGCAUCCUCAUGGACGGUGUUGCAAGGUUCUUCCCUCCUUUUCGCAAAAGGUCAAGGCGGAAGCACGAGCUGGAAGUUCGGCAGCAACCAAUCUAAGCCAGAGUUUACCGUUGACUUGCGUGGCGGUUCAGUGGAAUGGGCAUCCAAGGACAAGUCCAGCAAGAAGCAUGUCAUUGAGCUGAAGACACGUCAGGGGACCGAACUACUGAUCCAGUCGGAGAUUGACAGUGUCAUCAACGACUGGUACCGGGCACUGACAGAGACCAUUAAUACACAUGCGUGGGAGUCGGAUGAAGCCAUUGAAGAGGAUAUGCCUGAAUCUCCUGGAGCUGAGAAACAGGACAAAGAGAAAGACCAGCGAGACUCUAAGAAGAACAGAGUUGUGAUGAAGACUUCCGUCAGCAUGGACUCAUCGGACCAGAAAAAAACUCGUUUGAAGCUCAAGAAAUUCUUGACACGUCGUCCCACCUAUCAGGCUGUCAGAGACAAAGGCUACAUCAAAGAUCAAGUUUUUGGCUGCAGUCUGAGCAACCUGUGCCAGCGAGAGACCACAUCUGUGCCGAAAUUUGUCAAAAUGUGUAUUGACCAUGUGGAGAACACGGGUCUCAGUAUAGAUGGCCUUUAUCGAGUAAGCGGGAACCUGGCAGUGAUACAGAAGCUACGCUUUGCUGUAAACCACGAUGAGAAGGUAGAACUAGAUGACAGCAAGUGGGAGGACAUCCACGUCACAACAGGAGCACUCAAGAUGUUCUUCCGGGAACUUCCAGAACCUUUAUUCACCUAUGGAUCCUUCAAUGACUUUGUCAAUGCAAUUAAAUGCUCCGACUACAAGCAGAGACUAAACUCCAUCAAAGACUUGAUCAAGAAGUUGCCAAAACCUAACCAUGACACAAUGCAAGUCCUCUUCAAACACCUGCGCAGGGUGAUCGACCACGGUGAAGCCAACCGCAUGACCACCCAGAGCGUGGCCAUCGUUUUUGGACCUACACUGCUGCGGCCUGAGACGGAGACUGGCAAUAUCGCCGUGCACAUGGUCUACCAGAACCAGAUAGUAGAGCUCAUUCUACUUGAGUAUGAAAGCAUCUUUGGCAGGUAGACAAAAGGGCUCCAGACUUCUUGGCUCUUGUUGUGUUAUUUUUGACUGAAUUCAGUGUUGCUGUGGACCUGGCAGCUGGGAAACCCAACUACUCAUUUGACAGGACCGUUUACACAAGCAUGACAAGGCAUUGCACUUAACAGUUAUGAGGGUGAAUUGUAUUUCAAGGGCAAGAAGGCCAUCACCUUUCCAGAUGCCGUUCCUUUGCAGAUGGACGUUUCAGAUGACCUCUUGUGAUUUGGUGAAUUUGAGUAUUCAGGGUUUUGUUUUGUUUUUUGGUGCCGCAGUCACUGAAUCCUGUAAAACCUCCUCGUGUUUAAGGGAGUGUUAAUGGAUGCUGCUCCGGUGGCGUUAAAGGCAGACGCGAACUUUGUAAUGUUGCCUGUUUUGUGUCGUGGCGCUUCGUCUGUGACGCCAGUAAUGCCAUAAUCAGUGUUGUGUUAAUGGACUCUUGUUUUUUUUUUUGUUGUUGUUUCUGUUUUUUUUGCACUUGGAUGACUUGGAGCAGUGUUUCACAUCGUGCCCCCAUCACCCUCACCCUUUCAGUGUUUACCUGACGGAGGAAUAUAAAACGGUGCUUGUCGGUGGGAGCGCAUUAAAACCUGCACAGAAGCAUCUUUCGUCUUGCCACUUUGUACAGAAACGUGUCGUGUCGUAGUGUCAACGUGCGUGGGUGAAGUCUGCCUCGUUUGUGCUCCUUUAUCAACGCAAAUACGUGUUCGUUUGGUUCGUCCUGUGGCAGGAUGCGUCUUCAAGGUGCGCUAAGCUAACGAAGUAUUCCGACAAGGGGGGGGGGCAGUACUAAGAGUGUUUGAAGGCCUGAUGUAUGGCAAUGGGUGAGAGCCUUUUAAUUUCAGAGCUCAUUCUCUGACAAGCUAGUCGUUACAAAGUGUUCAAGUGACUGAAGUUUGUGUGUAUAGUUGAUUUUCCAGUUUGUACAUUUGAAUUAAAAGAUAACAAAAUGGCGAUUGUGAGAAAGAAGAAAAAAAAAAAGUCCUCCUUCUGUUCCUGCAGUGUUUACGUGUGAUCAGCUGCACAUUUGAAUGUAAUUUUUUCAAGCUAACUGCUGUUUGUGAAAUUGCGCUGUCUAAUAAAAAAAGAAAAACAAGAUGUGGAGGCUCCUGUGCAUUUCCUGUCUCGGUGAUAAAAGCUUAUCUCGGAUGGAGAUCAUAAACAUAAAAGAUGCAAAGGUGAGUCUGUCGUUCGACUUCAAUCAACUCUAAAGCUUUAGCUCCCCCUCUGCUUUAAUUACAUAAUUGAAUUAAUCUACUCAGCGCUAAUAUCCUGGUUAUUGAGCGACGUGAUUAAGAUUUCUUGUCGCCAUCAAUUAUUUUCCUACCUGUUAAUUAUGAAAAGCACUUUAGUAUAUUUCUUUAUAUUUCUGAAACGUAUAGCAACCCCUGCCACUCUGCUUUCAUUAAUCACUGUGCUUCCAUUUUUUGUCAUUACUCCACAGGUCAUACGUGGCUGCCGACCUGAAGGCUGCGGAUUAAUUGAUGUCUAAUUAGGUAAUUGCCUGUGUGCCAGCUUUGAUUAAGAAGUGCGCGGCUGUGGAGUGCUGAGCAAAGCUGCUUGCUGUAAGGCCCUUACUGAAAAGCUUCAUUUAGCUUUUCAUUUGUAUUGGCUUUGUGGAGUGUAUUGAUGACUGGCUGCCUAGUAUAUAUCGUUGUAU
Corythoichthys intestinalis (scribbled pipefish) is the source of this 4461-nucleotide messenger RNA. RefSeq names its product rho GTPase-activating protein 12-like. Lineage: Eukaryota; Metazoa; Chordata; Actinopteri; Syngnathiformes; Syngnathidae. Gene Ontology annotation, biological process: signal transduction; regulation of GTPase activity. The coding region runs from base 252 to 2789 and encodes 845 amino acids. The transcript is spliced from 18 exons. The record is from RefSeq and is a predicted model, not a curated record. Gene Ontology annotation, molecular function: protein binding. Gene Ontology annotation, cellular component: cytoplasm.